Molecule: messenger RNA, 981 nt
Organism: Geodia barretti
Lineage: Eukaryota; Metazoa; Porifera; Demospongiae; Tetractinellida; Geodiidae
Source: the annotation of a GenBank genome assembly
AUGCAGAUACUCGUCUCAGGCUCUCUCGCCAUAGACCGCAUCAUGACCUUCAAUGGCCGCUUCGGCGACCACAUCGUCCCCGAGCGGAUCCACCAGAUCAAUCUCAGCUUUACGGUGGAAGGCUUCAAUGCGUUCUUCGGCGGGACCGCCGGCAACAUUGCCUACUCAUUGGCCAUGCUCGGACAGGAACCCCGUAUCGUCGCCGCCAUCGGUUCCGACUACCGGGACUACUUCACCUGGCUGGCGGACAACGGCAUCGCGACCGGCGAUAUCCGCAUCGUGAACGAAGAGGCGACGGCGUCCGCCUUCAUCGUCACCGACAGCGCGGACAACCAGAUCACCGGGUUCAAUCCCGGAGCCAUGAAGCACGCCACGGGCUUCGACUUCGGCAAGGCGGAUCCGGCCGACACCAUCAACAUAGUCAGCCCAGGCAACCUGACCGACAUGACCGACUUCUCCGCCGAUGCCUACCGUGCGGGCAUUUACACCAUUUUCGAUCCUGGCCAGUCGCUCCCGGCUUGGGAUGCCGACGGACUCGCCGCGUGCAUCGCCAACUCACACCUGCUGAUCGCCAACGAUUACGAAAUGGCCCUCAUUGCGGAGAAAACCGGCCGGGACAACGCCGGGUUGCUGGACCUGACCGGUGUCCUGGUUACCACCCUGGGCGAGCAGGGGGUUCGCGUCAGCAUCCCCGAAGGGCAGGUGAUCGUUCCGCCCGUCCAUACCGAUAACGUGGUUGAUCCAACCGGCGCUGGAGACGCUUUCCGCGGCGGUCUGAUCCUGGGCCUGAUGCACCCCGUGACCGCGGCUCACGCCAAUGAAGGCGGCAGUUUCGCUUCCAUCACGCUCCGCCAGCUCGAGCGCGCCGCCCAAAUCGGUUCCGCCUGCGCUCAUUUCGCCAUCCAGCAGCCGGGCACCCAGGAGUACCGCUACACCAGGGAAGAGCUGGACGCCGUACUGGAGCAGGCUUACGGACGUUAG